Molecule: messenger RNA, 5009 nt
Organism: Macrosteles quadrilineatus (aster leafhopper)
Lineage: Eukaryota; Metazoa; Arthropoda; Insecta; Hemiptera; Cicadellidae
Gene: RYBP
Product: YY1-associated factor 2
Exons: 4
Coding region: 311-796 (161 amino acids)
Biological process (GO): positive regulation of DNA-templated transcription
Cellular component (GO): nucleus
Molecular function (GO): DNA binding; transcription coregulator activity
Source: RefSeq, a predicted model, not a curated record
ACUUCUUAGUAGAGUAAAGCAAUUCUAUUGAAUUUGCAGUUCGUUGCAUGGGAAAUAUGUCAUUCUCAAAGUAACUUAUAUAUUUUUUAGCUACUGUCUUGAUUAAAAAAAAGUUAUAUAUAUAUAUUGGCUACAGUCAACUUGUAAUUUACCUUUUUUCUUGAUAAUCAAAAUUGUAAACCCUAGUGUUCUGUAGACCUAGCUAUAACUGGAUGAUUUAGUUUAAUUUGGGCAUUACCAUAAUAUUUUACCUACAAAUAAUGCUCUUCAGAUGUACUGAAUGUAAAUCUGACUGUUCUAAAUAAGACGAAUGGCGAUAAUGUCUGGGAGGACAAAACGGCAAGCAAAGGUUUUAGAAGAAAACUAUUGGGAUUGCAGUGUUUGCACUUAUAGAAACACGGCGGAAGCAUUUAAGUGCCUAAUGUGUGACGUACGCAAAGGAACUUCUACGAGGAAACCUCGAAUCAAUCCUCAGCUAGCCGCUCAACAGUAUGCUCCUGUGAUUCCACAGAAAAGUAACAAAUCCGAAAAUGGCCAAAAAGAAAAGUCUGAAAAGAAAAAUUCCCCGCACCGAAGAAGAGCAUGGUCAACACCCAGACUGAAGAAUGUUGACCGAAGUACAGCCCAGACUAGAGAGGUUACUGUGAACAACAUUACAGUGUUGAUCACAGAGUACAAACCCAAAGUAAACAACUCACAGGAUCAGUUAGAACAAAGCAGUGUAUCUUCUGAGACGGGGAGCCACUCAGAGUCCAGCGCUGAUGCACAAACUGAUACAGAUUCACCAAGCUCUUAGAUAAUUCAACCUACCUGUUGAAAAGCUUUCAGAUAUGUAGACAAAUUACUUUAAUCUUUCACAUGAUAGCUACUUGCUUUGUAACGUCUAUUUCUCUGACUAAAUUAAUAGAUCUUCUAUAAAAAUCGAGGAUAAUGUAUAGAUAACAUGGUUUUAGAAAUUUUGAUGAAAAGGGAUGAGAUGAAUAAGUGCUUUCCGGUGAAUUCAUUUUUUAAGGUAUUUUGAUUAAUGUACAGUAGAGUCUAGCUAAUCUGAACCCUGCUAGAACGAUUCCUCACUUAAUCCGACUGUGUCAUCACCUAUCAGUGACAAUGUUAUCAUGGUAAUAUCGUGACUAUUUGCUAUGGUCGUGUGGAGAUCAUCACAAUCUCCGCCAACAUCUUGUUCACCCCCACGAUUACGGAAACAUUCAUCACCAUCCUCCGCGAUUGUGGCGUAACUUUGAACGUCUCCAACAGUCACCGGAAUAUUAUCAUUGUCUUCCGACAAUCAAUACGUAUCAGCCCCUGUUGAGCAAUUAAUUCGAUAAUUUAAAAUAUAUGCUCCUGGUAUAAUUGGACCUUUUGACCAUUCCAACCAUGGUCCCGGUCUCGUAGGUGACGGAUUCGCGGGGUUGUACUGUUAUAUAUCUGAUUGUAAAAAUGAGAUGAUUAAUGUUUAACCAACUCAACUCUACUAUCAUUAUCAUUUUUUACUGUUUAGCAACAUCACUAGAUUUUAAAGGGUUUUGCCAGUCAAAAAUCGAAUCCCAGACUGAGCUGUAUUAUUGACUUCAAAUAAAUACAUAAAAUAUUUUUUGUUUGAAACACAUAAGUCUUCAUUAAGGGUAUGGAUUAAGUAGCCAAUGCUAUAUUAAAAAAAUUUCUUCUAUGAAUCUAUUUGUUUAUUUUAUUUUGGUGUGGUUUUAAUGCAUAGGCCUAUAAGGUUUUUUUCAUUUUAUUCGUUACAUUCUACUUCUCUUUUGUCAAUAGAUGACUACAAAUCAAAUUUGAUUGUAAUAAAUAUUUGUAUUUGCAACUUUAGCAGAGCUGUAGAGAUUAAUUUUUUUUGUAUUUAGUUUUUACUAAAUACUAACCCUAAUUGAGGAUUAUUUUUUAUUGGUAUAUUAUUUAUUAUUUUAAUGAUAUGGUGCAUGUUUAACCAAGAACGAUUGAUCCUUUUUGAGGUAAAGAAGAUUUGACUGCAAGUAAUCAGUAUUCAACUUCUUUUGUUUCCGUUCAGUGUUGUAGAUAUGUAUAUACCAUACUUAGGCUCGGAUUGGAAUCGUUCCCUCCCAUGGGAAGUAGAUAAGCAACCCUUUAAAAUAUUGUUAAAUUUACUUUCACUUCAUCUACCUAGUUACUUGUAAAUAAUCAUAACAAUUUCAGUUCCUGAGCUUAUUUUUGUUAUUAUUGUUUGUGGUUUUAUUUUCUUUGCUCUCGAGUAUUUAAAACAAACAAAGAAAACAGUCUUGCAAUUUACUAAGAACAUGAGUUUGAUUUGAAGGGUAACUAUGUAAAAAAGGGUUAAUCAAACUGCAUUCAUACACAUGCCAACAGCUCCGUUGUUGUGUCAUGUAAGUGCCUGUAUUCUAGCCCUCUGUUUUUAACUUUAAACAUUUUUUCACACUCUUAGGAAUGUUCUCAUAAGUGAACUUAGUUGUUUCGUCCAUUAAGGUAAAUCUAAACUUUGACCUAAUGCUUCACACUGCCAUACGUAUUAUUCUUGCCACAUAAAUUUGUGAAAUUUAAUACCAAGUGAAGUGACGUUAACAUGUAAAACAAAAGUAGGAUCGAGUUCUGAUACAUAUUAUUUUGAUUAUGGCCGCAAGUGAUCCAAUAACAAAAACACAAAUUAAAAUUUAUGUUUACUAACUAAAAUAAAUAGUUGCUUAAUCAUGUUUGGAUACCUCCAAAUGUACCUUCCAAGUUACGAAAAUCAAGAAGAGUCAAUGGGAUUAAGAUUUUAACAUUUUAACAUCUAUUAUCAAUUCAGCAAUCUAUCUCAUUCCAUUGAUAUUUUGUUUUAAAGUUAAUACUCUCCCACAUUCAUUCGUGUUUGUAUUUUUAAGUAAGCUAACUGUAUGCCAAUAAUUAAUAAUAUUAUCAAUUUCUUAGUGAAACUUAAAAUUUUAAUGCACAAUUGUUUAUUGGAUUAGUGUUGCUUCUUUCUUUCAAUCAAUCAAUCAAUAAAUCAAAAUAACUUUUUUCGUAUUGCAAAUUGUGUACAGAAUGGAGUCAGUUAUAUAAAAAAACUAUAUUAAACCUAAGACUACUUUACAGAGAAUAUUGUUAUUAUAAAAAAAUCAAAUUUCAGGAAGUUGGGAAAAAUCUUCUAAUUUAUAAAAAGGCCUUAGUGAGAAAUAAUUUUAAAAGUUUUUUAAAUUAUUUAAAAUUAGUUAUAUUUUUUAUAUUGUCAGGUAAGCUACUAAAAUAUUAAUACCACUAUAAGAUGGUAAACCGAUAAAUUAUGUCUGUUGAACCCCAAUUCACGACCAUUUCUGGUCGAAUACUUAUGAUAAGAGUUCAAUUUUGGCAAUCUUUCAUGGUUUGAUCUAAUAUAAAGGUCUAUUUGAAAAAUGUAUAAGCUAAAAACAGUCAUACAGUAGACUCACUCUUAUCCGGACUCCUCGGGACCGAGGCCAGUCCGGUUAACGGUUUUUCCGGUUUAACCGACGUCCCCAAAAACUUGUUAAAACGGACCGUUUUCUGUGGUAUUCGACUUAAAUUUAUGAGAGCAUUGUAUUUAGACACGUGAUCAUUGGUCUCAAAUCUUUCCCACAAGAGCAGCUGUUUCAGUACCGCCCACUUCCUGCCAAUCUAGUCCGGUUAAACCAAUGUGCUGAUAAAAAUUUUCUGGUUAAAGAGAUGUCAUUUCCUCCGAGUGUAGUCCGGUUAAACUGAUGUCCGGUUAAAAGGUGUCCGGAUAAGAGGGAGUCUACUGUAAUUCCUAUUUCUUUAAAGUGCUCUUUUGUGGUUUAUUUUAAUUUUAGUUUUAACAUGAUGCGAAAUGCUUUUUUCUGAAGUUCCAGAAUGCUAUUUAAGUUCAAAUUUGAUGUGACCCCAUAAAGACACAACCCAAAAGAAAUGUGUGAUUCAAUUAAGGAAUAAUAUACUAUUUUUAAGGUUUUCUAAACUACUAAAUUUUAACAUCUGUCUUAAUGCAUAUAUGCCUGAAUUGACUUUUUUAGAAAAGUUUUCAACAUGACUGUCCCACUUGAAUUUAUCAUAUAUAUGCAAUCCCAGAAAUUUUAUUGUUUUGGUUUAACUUUAUUUAGUAAAAUUGUAUACAUUAUAAUAUUAAACUUAGGUGCAUUUUUGCUUGUCAAAUAAAAAGCUAAAUAAUUAGUUUUUAUUGGAUUCGGUAAUAAAUUGAUUUCAUUUAAAUAUUGGAUACAUUUUGUAAGCUCAACAAAAGAAGAGACUUCCACAUCAAAAUUUGAAUUACCGGAUAUUUUUAUAUUGAUGUCAUCAGCAAAUAAACAAACACGAUUAGGAGAUUCUAUCAAUGAGGGAAUGUCAGUCAAGUAAAUUAAGAAUAAUAGUGGCCACAAUAUUGAUCCUUGAAGGACACCAUACUUGUGUGUCCUUUUUUGUAGAGUAAGUGUAAGUAAUUAAUUGGUUAUGGCUAUUUAUGUGAUCAAUUGUGACAUACGCCUGCCUGUAAGAUAAGAUUUAAAGUUUUAUUUCUUUGAUAAAGUAGGUAGGCAUUGGAAGCCUUGCAUUGUCAAUGGCGAGACUGUCAUUGUUACGAUCUUUCAUCACUGUUAUAGAGACUGAUUUUUCAAGUAUUGUAAUAUUUUUUGCCUUUGUAUGCUAUAAUUACGGGGUUACUACAGAACUACUUAGUAAAUAGUACUAAGAAUGUUAAAAUUCAUGGUAUUCCUUAAAUACUAAUCUCAAAAUCUCACUGAAGCUUGGAUUUUGAAAUUAAAUUGUUUGUAAAUGAGAUGAUAAAAUUAUUUUAUAUUUUCUCAACUCACAAAUCUUUGCUGUGAUUUUUUUCAAGUGUUUUAUCAUACCUCAAUUUGCUAGUUUCCAUUUAUUUGUUUGCAGUUCCAUGUGCUCUAAUGCAUCUUUUUGUUGUUCAGAUGAAUGUGGAUCCAUGUUCUAGUAGUAACCCCAGAAAAUAAUAUUGUUGUCCAAGAAGAUUUGUACAUCGAUUGUUUAUUUUAAUUGUCAUGGGCUGUAAAUAAAUUAGACUUUGUUGUUUAAAAUAAACUCCUCAGAAAUGA